Messenger RNA from Zea mays, 1188 nucleotides. RefSeq names its product probable flavin-containing monooxygenase 1. The transcript has a single exon. NCBI's taxonomy places the organism in Eukaryota, Viridiplantae, Streptophyta, Magnoliopsida, Poales, Poaceae. The record is from RefSeq and is a predicted model, not a curated record. Gene Ontology annotation, molecular function: flavin adenine dinucleotide binding; N,N-dimethylaniline monooxygenase activity; NADP binding. The coding region runs from base 508 to 951 and encodes 147 amino acids.
UAGAUUGUUUUGUUUUUUUUCUCAUACAAUAGUGCACGCACGCGCCCCAUGCUGAAUCCUACAGCUAGUACAAGAUCCGAUAUCCUUGGUUUCUUAUUCUCAAGCACCAAAGGAUGGCACAUGGCAUGAGACGACUAUAUCGAUUCCCUAUUAUUAGCAGCCUGAUCCUAUUUAUAUUUAUAUUUUAAAAAAAAUCAAUUGAGCUGGUAGUUCCGUGACAACUAAGCUAUAUCACAUCCAUUUUUGGUAUUCUCUGAUCCAGCUCUCUGCCUGCCUGCACCCCAGAUGUUUGACUUGUUAGCAAAAGUUUUAAAAAGCUAGCAUGCAGAGAACGAGCUCAUACAAUAUUGCAUGCACCGCCAGCUUUCUAUAAGAUCGCCACCUCACUGAUCAGGGUAGUCAGUCACCACUCACCAGGUCUUCCACUUGCUCACGCGCGCUUGCUAGCUGAGCUGCACAGCACAGCCGUCAGCUAGCCAAGCCUCCGCACCGCGCCGGCCGGCUGGCAUGGAGAAGAAGCGGGUGGUCAUCGUGGGGGCCGGCGUGAGCGGCCUGGCGGCGUGCAAGCACCUCCUGGAGCUGGGGUGCCGGCCGACCGUGUUCGAGGCGGACACGGUGCUGGGCGGCGUGUGGGCGCGCGCGCCGGCCUGCACCGAGCUGCAGACGCCGCGCCCCUUGUACCAGUACGCGGACUUCCCGUGGCCGGAGAGCGUGACGGAGACGUUCCCGAGCCACCGCCAGGUGUCGGCGUACCUGGACGCGUACGCGCGCCGCUUCGGCGUGCUCGGCUGCGUCCGCUUCGGCCGCCGUGUGGUCGGCAUGGAGUACCGCGGCGUCGGCGAGCGGGACGUGGCCGCGUGGGAGGAGUGGGCCGGAAACGGCCAGGCCUUCGGCGGCGCCGGCGCCGGCGAGUGUGUCAGGCAUCCAGUGACAGAUACAGGCUACGUCUGAGGACAUAAAUACAAUUGGGCCGGGGCAGAGUGAGCGAGCCGGACGGCAAUUGUGAAGCUGAGCGGCCCAGAGUGGUCAGCAAUGUAAUUUUAUGUCUUGAGCCAGUUGAACGAGUAUUUAGAGGAGAUCGUCCAUAGGACAAGGAAGAUAUUCAGACUGUAAACAGAACUAUACCUUCUUCUUCGUCUCUAACCUCUGCUUCCUCUGUUCCUAUGAAUCUCUUGCUAUCUUCCUGAA